Penicillium angulare is the source of this 981-nucleotide messenger RNA. RefSeq names its product rRNA-binding ribosome biosynthesis protein UTP23. The record is from RefSeq and is a predicted model, not a curated record. The transcript has 3 exons. Gene Ontology annotation, molecular function: small ribosomal subunit rRNA binding. The coding region runs from base 1 to 981 and encodes 326 amino acids. Gene Ontology annotation, cellular component: small-subunit processome; nucleolus. Lineage: Eukaryota; Fungi; Ascomycota; Eurotiomycetes; Eurotiales; Aspergillaceae.
AUGAGGGCCAAACGUUCUAAAAAGUACCGCAAGCUCAUGCAUCAGUAUGAGAUGACAUUCGGCUUCCGCGAGCCUUAUCAGGUGCUCGUCGACUCGAAUUUCUUACAGGCAGUCCACAAUUUCAAAAUGGAACUGCUCCCUGCUCUCGAAAGAACUCUGCAGGGAAAGCCUAAGCCACUUCUCACAAAAUGCUCCCUUGCAGCUCUAAUGGCUAAACAACCCAUUAACCCCAAAACCAAUCAACCCUACCGCCCACAUCAUCUUCCCCCGCCAACAGAACUCCCCCUCCGUCACUGCUCCCACAAUGCAGCCUCAACACCAAUCGACGAGGUAGACUGUCUCCUCUCCCUUCUUUCUCCAAGCACCGACGCCAAGAAGAAUAAAGAGCACUACAUCCUUGCCACUGCCGAUCCCCCGGCUGCAAAGAAAGCCGACAAGGCAGAUAACCCGGCACAGCGCAAACGCAAGCGCGAUGACGAGCGCGAAGAGGAGCGCGCACUGCGCCGCUCCCGUGCUUUGCGCUCAGGCGCACGUUCUAUUCCUGGUGUACCAAUCAUCUAUGUCAAGCGGUCCGUCAUGGUUCUCGAGCCGCUAAGCACUCACUCGGAGACUGUGCGGGAAGGUCAUGAGAAGGGCAAGUUCCGAGCUGGAUUGGAUGAUCCUAAUGCUGGGGAAAAGAGAAAGUUCGACGGGGAGGGCGCUGAGGGUGGAGAGCGGAAGAAAAUCUCUGGUAUGAAGAAGGCCAAGGGUCCGAAUCCGUUGAGUAUGAAGAAGUCGAAGAAGCAGAAUGAUGCCGGUGCGACUAAGAAGGACAAGGCGCGUUCUGAACAGGCUAAGAACGCUGAUGCUGGUGCCGACGCUGCUGAGGGCGAGGAGUCUGGUGCAGCUAAGCCUAAGCGGAGACGUCGUCACCAUAAGGGCGGUGGUGAUUUCGAUGGUGCCCCGGUUGCUGAGACUGGCCAGGAUAUGGAAGUAGAAUAA